AUGGAUGAUUUUGAUAUUGAAUGGAACAGUCCUCUUUGCCAAAUUUGUUGGGUAAAUAGAUGUGAUGUUAUCAAAUAUCCCGAAUACGAAAAAUAUUGUAAAAAAUGCAUACAUCAUGUAGAAUUUAUCAUUGGAACUGAACAAAAAAAAAUAUCAACAAAUAUUGAUAUUCUAUUAAAAAAAUUCCCAAAUUCUUUCUUCUCCCAUAUGAUCAAAGAUGUAUUUCAAAAUGAACGUCAAGAAAUUGUAUCAAAAAAUACCAACAUGACUCUUAACAAUGAAUUAUGGUUCUUCACUGGAGAAGAAUAUAUUAUUCCUUUCGAAUUUGAAGAUUUUUGUGAUUGUGGAACUCUUAAACAAAAAAAAUAUCGUAAUUGUAAAACAUGUCAAGAAAAUUUAGUAAAAGAACGGGUGCCUUGGUGUUUUGAAUGUGAAAUUAGAACACUUCAAACUAAUAUAAAACGAAAAAGAACUAGAUUAAUGAAUGAUUAUAAAAAAAAUUUAGCAAAAUUGAAUGAUGAUGAAAAAAAACAAAUUGAAAUAAUAAAUAAAAAAUAUAUUCAAGAAAAAUUGAAUAUAAAUGAAAAAAUCAAGAAAAAAGAACACGAAUUAAAAUCAGAAGAUAAUUUUAAAGAUGUGAUCAAAGGAGAAAUUACCGCAAACAAAAGACAAAGAAAAAAUACUGAAGAUAUUGUAAUAAUCGAUGAAGAAAUUAGAAAUAACGUGAAUACUUUUUUAGUGAUAUCUCAAGAAAGAUUUGAACAAAUAGAUAGAAAUCGAAAUUAA
Dentiscutata heterogama is the source of this 786-nucleotide messenger RNA. The record is from the annotation of a GenBank genome assembly. Lineage: Eukaryota; Fungi; Glomeromycota; Glomeromycetes; Diversisporales; Gigasporaceae.